Molecule: messenger RNA, 1815 nt
Organism: Zychaea mexicana
Lineage: Eukaryota; Fungi; Mucoromycota; Mucoromycetes; Mucorales; Lichtheimiaceae
Product: aspartic peptidase domain-containing protein
Exons: 7
Coding region: 1-1815 (604 amino acids)
Biological process (GO): proteolysis
Molecular function (GO): aspartic-type endopeptidase activity
Source: RefSeq, a predicted model, not a curated record
AUGAUGGUGCCAUUAUUAGCACUGCUGCAGUUUAUCUUCUUUGCUAGCCAUAUGGCCGACGCCAUUUCAAUCGAGGACAUGAUUUUUCCGUCGCCUGCUUAUACUGGUGAUAAACCACCAAGCGUCCCAUUGAUUUUUAAAGGCGGUGUACCCACAGCUGAUUUUGCUAUCGGUACGCCGCCUCAGAAUUUCACCGGAGUGUUGGAUACAGGAUCUCCUAUUACAUGGGUUAUGUCCACUGAAUGUCGAGACACGGGCUGUGAAAACGUGCCCAUGAGUGAAAAAUUUAAUCGAGCAGCAUCAACAACAAACACUGCAUUUCCCAGUGAAAUCGAGUUAAGUUAUUUGGAUGGCACACAUGUGCAUCUCAAGCCAGAAUUGGAUACCGUGACACUUGCAGAAACCUAUAAGUUUCCACACCAUCUGAUCGGCGAAGCGACAAUGGUCGGAUAUCCAGCAGGUUUUGUACCUGCAGCGAAUGCUAGAAUUGGUGUGGGCGAUUAUAGUAACGACAUACUCGAUCCAAAAUCAUCAAAGAUGUCGAAAGAUUUUAAUGCGCCUGUCGGUGCCAGUUUGCAACGCAGAGCAGCUGGAGAUGCACAUACCUCGACGGGCCCUACCGCGUCCGGAUCGCCAAGUUUCCGUAAACGAGAUCCAAACGCAUCAGAUAACUUUCUAUGGAUUCUGGGCGACGAUCCCAGCAUGUACACUGGUCCACUGUACAGGCUGGCCCUAAUCAGUGGGAUCGAUAGUAAAUCUUCGCCAUUCUGGAAGGUGCCGCUGAAAGGAUUGGCUCUACAAGAAAGCAAGAAGGAGCUCACGCUGUCCGGUGGAUUCUAUGGCACGGUUUCUUCCAGCACACCGUAUAUCAUGGUACCCCCUUCUAUGGCAAGCGCCCUCAACGAUGCUAUUGGUGCAAAGUACCAAGCAAAAACCCGAAUGUACACAAUUUCCUGUGCCUGGCGAAAGAAGCUCCCGUCUCUUGUGGUUGAGUUCUCUCAAGGCCUUGAUGCACAAAUACCAGCAUCACAAUAUAUUAACGAAUAUGAACAUAUACCCACUGGACAGUCGGAAGCAUGCUUUUCGACGAUUGUCAAUGGCCCUGACGAUCAUACUGUGUAUCUCGGUGGCCCCUUCUUUCGAUCAUAUUAUCUCGGUUUUGCUGUCACGGAAAAGGCAUUGUAUGUUGCACAAAGUGCUGCCAAUACUGGCGCAACGCUUGCAUCAAACGGUGCAGCAGAUCAAGAUUCUACAGCCCCAGCAUUGACAAACACCAAUAAUCCACAGACACCACCCGCAAUUGAAGCCCCACCAGCACAACCUCAGCAACCUAAUGCAAACGCUCUUAAAAGUCCAUCGGCAGCACCUCAAAAUGGCGGUACAGCAGCACCAGUAGGUCAGAAUGCGCCUAGCUCACAGCAGAAUCCUGGAUCUUCAAUAGGCGGACAGGAUCCUGGGUCUUCAACAGCAGCAGCAAAUAACAAUGUUGAUAAUGAAAUGGCACCCAAUGGUGGCAUCAGUAACACGGAUGCAAACCCUACACAACCCAGUGGCGGCAAUCACCUAAAAGACGCAUCGGUCGGGGCUAAUCCUGAUGCUGCUACAAGCGCAACUAGCAAUGGCAUUGAUACUGGUGCUAACCCAGGAUUGAGCACGGACGGCAGCGGUAUUACUGCGUCACCGAUGGGAGCUAAUAAUGCUCCAUCAGGUAAACUGGCACCAACAUCUCCAAACCAAAUAGCGCCAGAAGGAUCUACUGUAGCCAGUUCCAUUGGCUCAUCUCCUGGUCAAGCGGGCGAUCAGCCCCUUAAUUAA